Molecule: messenger RNA, 1611 nt
Organism: Tripterygium wilfordii
Lineage: Eukaryota; Viridiplantae; Streptophyta; Magnoliopsida; Celastrales; Celastraceae
Product: isoprenylcysteine alpha-carbonyl methylesterase ICME-like
Exons: 11
Coding region: 110-1288 (392 amino acids)
Source: RefSeq, a predicted model, not a curated record
AUCCAAAUCCAAAUCCAAAUCUUCAUAUAUUUCAUUUCCAAGCUCAACACAAGCACGCAUCACUACAUUCUGCAAAAUCCAAUCGUCAACCUAAGUUUUCCAUUCCAAAAUGACGUCGUCCUCGCAGGAGAGUACCGGCACCGGACCAAGCACUCACCAUACUCGGCGACGGAAGCCGCCUCGGCCUUCCCGCCAAGCUUCUUUCAGAGGAGAUUUCGGCCAUGCAGCAGCUGAGACUUACUUGGUCACAGGCCUCGCCAUCAAGCUUCUCCGAUAUCUCGGGAUAGGCUACCGGUGGAUGACAAGAUUAGCUGCACUUGCUUGUUAUGCUAUGCUGCUUAUGCCAGGCUUUCUUCAAGUUGCGUAUUAUUAUUUCUUCUCAAGCCAGGUCCGCAGGAGUAUUGUUUAUGGAGAUCAACCAAGAAACAGGUUGGACCUUUAUUUACCGACAAACAUAAAUGGACCAAAGCCAGUUGUGGUAUUUGUAACUGGUGGCGCAUGGAUUAUCGGGUAUAAAGCAUGGGGUUCUCUUCUUGGAAAACAGUUGGCAGAAAGAGACAUCAUAGUUGCAUGUAUUGAUUACAGAAAUUUUCCCCAGGGAACCAUCAGUGAUAUGGUGAAAGAUGCAUCACAAGGGAUUGAAUUUGUCUGCAACAACAUUGCUGAGUAUGGAGGUGACCCUGACAGGAUUUAUCUGAUGGGACAAUCAGCUGGUGCACAUAUUUCUGCCUGUGUUCUUUUGGACCAAGCCAUCAAGGAAUCUUUGGGAGAGAGCAUAUUCUGGAGUGUUUCCCAGAUAAAAGUUUAUUUUGGUUUAUCCGGAGGGUACAAUUUAUUCAAUUUAAUUGAUCAUUUUCAUAACCGUGGCCUAUAUCGUUCUUUAUUCUUAAGCAUAAUGGAAGGCACAGAGUCCUUUCAAGAGUAUUCUCCGGAAGUUAGAAUUGAGGAUCCGAGCAGUAGAGAGGCUGUUUCUCUCCUGCCUCCUAUUUUUCUUUACCAUGGAACCUCUGAUUAUUCAAUUCCAUCAGAUUCCAGUAAGUCUUUUGUCGAUGCACUUCAAAGGGUAGGAGCUGAAGCAAAGCUAUUUUUGUUUGAAGGAAAAACUCAUACAGAUCUCUUUCUACAGGAUCCUUUGCGAGGUGGCAAGGAUGAAUUGUUUGAACAUAUAGUUUCAGUGAUACACGCCAAUGAUAAGGAUGCUCAAGCGAAGGACGCUAUGGCACCUCCAAGAAGACGCCUUGUUCCUGAGCUACUGUUAAGGUUGGCUCAUGAUAUCAGUCCGUUUUAGACGACUGGAAUUUUCAUCUCUUAGUUUUGCUGUAGCUUUGCCUAUGCUCCGUAGCCUUAGAAAUUCCUCCACCGAAUAGUUUCGAAGGCCAUUGUGUAUGUGCCAUUUUAUUAAAGGGCAGGUAUUAAUCCCCCAUUGUGUUUGUGUAUGUGCCAUUUAUGUUCAGAAAUGUUGGGACCUUGAUUUGUAGGUGAUAUUGGUUCGUUUCAUUUGAUUCAUGAUUUUUGAGAGAACUGUUGUAUAUUAAGAUCUGGACUUGUAAUCCUCAGUGCAUACAUAUAUGAUUUCUACACCAGCACUCUCAGGCUGGGAAGCUGGGCUUC